This is a messenger RNA of Clonostachys solani, 1362 nucleotides long. The record is from the annotation of a GenBank genome assembly. NCBI's taxonomy places the organism in Eukaryota, Fungi, Ascomycota, Sordariomycetes, Hypocreales, Bionectriaceae.
AUGGACGCACCGGUCUCAGAAUCAAUCCGGUAUUCUGAAUUUCUGAGACUGACGCGCCCCAAUGACGAGGCUGAUAGGGAGGCAAUACACACCCGCUCACGCAGGCAUGAACAUGUUCGGUCCACGCUCUUCAGAGCCCUCGGUGAGCCGAAGGCAGAUCUUGGCAUACUCCAGAGAAUGCCUAAUGAGAUUCUUUGCAACAUUGCCCGGGAGUUGCCCGUCAAGACUGCAUUCAAUUUCAGUCACGCCAAUCGAGCUGCGCGAAGCCUACUCAACAGCUGCGUCGACUAUCGUCUAGUUGGUGAACACGGCGUGGAAUGCGUGUGGGCGUUGAUGAGGACCAAGCUGGCUGACAGCACCUGGGUCACUGGGAUUCAUUCCGCGCUGAUUAACGAAGAAUGCAUAUCCUGCGGUCGAUUCGGAGCACUCAUCUUUCUUCCUGGCACAGAAAGAGUUUGUCUCUCUUGUGUGGAAACAAAAAAGGAAUUCCAUGUUCAUUUUCUCAAGACGGUCCAUGAUUGGUUCUCUGCCCUUGGAAAGGAACUUCCAGUGCAAGACCCCUUUGGCACCUUCGAGUGCCCCCCAGGAUUCGAAGAAUUCGAAGAAUCUGAUGAAUCCGAUGAAUCCGAUGACGGACUCGACGACGGACUCGACAAGCCAAAGAAAGACAAGGGCCCGACAAAGUUCAUAUCCGGCUUUCAUGCAAUUAGAUUUGCCAGGGCCCACGGGAUCAGGGUAGGUGGUUCAGACGGCGUAAGCUCCGAGGGGUACUUCGAGCCUAACGACCUCGAGCCCCUCGAUGGAGCUGGAGACCCGGCCUUGCAAGUCCCGGCAGUAGAUAUCGAGUUCUUGGAAUCAGGUCAAAUCCCACCACCACCACCACCACCACCCCCACCCCCACCUCCAGUUCAAGUUGCAGAAGAUGAGCAAGUCCAAGCAGCCGAGGUUGAGUUGGCGCCAACUCCACUCGUAGCGUCGUGCAUGCUCCCGCACUUCAACCGCACUUUGAACCUGGCACUACGCGGCCGCUCGUGUCGAGGUUGCAGGAGAGUCUCGGAGGAUCUCGGCACGGAUGAGAGCUUCGCUGCUCGAGAUCGAGUCUACUCGGUGAAUAAAUUCUGGAAGCAUUUCAAAACGUGCGAGGAGGCGAUGAGACUGAUGGCUAGCGACGAGGAGCUGUCAGAAGAAGAGGACCUCAGCAGUGACGAAACAGCAGACGAGCUGGAAACCCUCAGAGAAGAAACCGACGAGGAGCUGGAAAUCUCUGAAGAAGAAACAGAAGAAAUGCAGGAAACCUACAGAGAAGAGACUGAUGAAGAGCGCGUUUCGGACUCUGAGUACGUGACCGCUGAUGAGUGGUGA